AUGCUGGGCCAGAGGACCUGGCACAGAUCGUCCAGCCUCCCGUGGCUGGUGCACCUCUGCCUUCUUCUUCUAAGGGCCUCAGGUCACCCCGGGCUGAGUCCCAGAACCCCUGCAGAGGAGGUCACGUCCAUCCAAGGAGUGCGGGGCGGCUCCGUGGAGCUGGCCUGUGGCUCCGGGCCUGCCCCGCUGAUGGUCCUCUGGAGCUUCAUCCCACCGGGCUCCCCAGUCCCCCAGCCCGUGGCUGUCACAGACGGAGUGGCAACGAAGGUGGAGGCCACGGCCUCAGCCCUGGGGUCGGUGAGCCUGAGGAACAGCAGCCUGGUGCUGCAGGAGCUCCGGGAAGGAGCCCACGGCCACUUCCUGUGCCAGGCCUUGCACUCAGCAGACGGCCAGCUCCGUGCCACCUAUUCCUACCUGUCCCUGGCUGUGCUGGUGCCUGUAUCCAAGCCUUGGGUGCAGUUCAGUGACCCAUCCCCAGUGGAGGGCAGCUCCGUGGUGGCCACGUGCACAGUGCGGGAGGGCACACUGCCAGUCACCUUUGCCUGGCAGCAUCAGGCACCUCAAAGCCCUGGGAAGGCCCUGGUGGAGAUCACAGAGCCACUUCUCUGGCUGGACCCAGUCAACCGGACACACCUGGGCUGGUAUAUGUGCAGCGCCCACAACACUGUCAACAGGCUAAGCAGUACCAGCGCCUUUCUGGACGUCAUCUAUGGUCCGGACAAACCUGUGAUUACUGUGGAUACCCUGGGACUCACUGAAGAAGGAUUUUGGGCUAGUGAGAGGGAGGAGGUGACCCUGAGCUGCCUGGCGGCAUCCAACCCUCCUAGUCACUACGUGUGGCUCCGUGAGGAUACUCAGGUCCACAGCGGGCCCACCUACAUCAUAGCCAGUGCCAGCCGCUCCCACACAGGCCUGUACACCUGCCUGGCCCACAACAGACACCUGGACACUCGCACCCAGACCACCGUUCAGCUUACCGUCUACUAUCCCCCCGAGGGGCAGCCCUCCUGUGCUGUGCUCCCCUCCCUCAGGGCUGUGACUUUGCCCUGCACCUGGCCUGGCGGGUUUCCACCCGCCCAGCUGCAGUGGGAAGGGCCACAGGGCAGCGGUCCGGCCGCCCCCAGCCAUGUCACCUGGAGUCAUACAGCCACCCAGCUCUCCAAUGGCAGCAUCUUCACCUGUACCGGCCAGCACCCAGCCCUGGCACUGUCCACCCUCUGCAGGAUCACGCUCUGGGAACCUUUCUGGAACCCCACCUGCUGGACCACAGCCUUGCUGGAAGACCAGUUCAUCAUGCUGAGCUGCAAGUGGCCUGGAGGUGAGCCCCCUGCCAUGCUGGGCUGGCUUGACGGAGAACAACCUCUGGGCAGCAACGGCUCCUCGCUAGCCAUCCACCUCCUGCAGGCCCAGGACGAUCUAGCUGGCAGAGAGUUCACCUGUCGGGGCACCCACCCACUAAGGAGCCCAGACCCCCAGUGCCAGCUUCAGCUGGAAGCCCCACAGCUGGCAGUGGCUGAGUCCCUGGUGUCAGUGUUGGAGGGGGGAGAGGCCAUACUGAAGUGCGUUCUUCAGCGGGGCAUGCCACCCGCCCAGCUCCUCUGGCUGGGACCCCAGCUACAACAGGUGGAACAGGGCGCUUCUGGAUUCGCACUGCACACUGAGGGCGCCUGGUUGCGCCUCCACAUCCAACACGCUGACCCAGCACGCCACAAGGGCACCUACCAGUGUGUGGCCCGCAACGCCGUGGGCAGCCAGCAUGAGAACGUGCAGCUGGAGGUCCUGAGAUAUCCAGCUCCUCCCAACGUUACCAUCAGCCGCCUGACCUACGCACGCCAUCGCAGAGAGGUGCAGCUGCAGUGGGCAGUGGAGGGGUCAGGGAACCUGACCGGCUUCCUGGUGCAGCGGAGGGCCAGUGUCCCAGGCCCAGCAGCCACCUCCUGGGAGACAGCAGCCAGUGACAUCGAACCCCAAAGUCGGGGCCGGCGGCUGGGAGGCUUGGACCCAGGGGUCCUCUAUGCCUUCCGCAUCCUGGCUCUGAACCACCACACGGCUGGGCUUCCCUCUGCGGUGAAGACACCAGUGGACCCCCCCUUCAAUGCCUACCCUGCAGUGCUCGCCGCAGCAGGCACAGGAAUAGUGGCAGCAACGGUGGCUUCUCUACUGCUGUUCCAGUAUGCUGUCCGGCAUCCGGAGACCUUCCCUUGCACUGAAACAGCAGUCGCCACCCCAGGGUCAGACCCUGCGCAAGAAUCCAGUGAUGCUCCCAUCAAUGUCACCAUCACAGUGACUGCAACACCAUGA
Ochotona princeps (American pika) is the source of this 2301-nucleotide messenger RNA. RefSeq names its product V-set and immunoglobulin domain containing 10 like 2 (gene VSIG10L2). The transcript has 10 exons. Gene Ontology annotation, molecular function: protein binding. Bases 1 to 2301 code for a protein of 766 amino acids. Lineage: Eukaryota; Metazoa; Chordata; Mammalia; Lagomorpha; Ochotonidae. The record is from RefSeq and is a predicted model, not a curated record.